UUUUUCAUGGCUAAUGUCGCGAUAACUUCCUGCUCUCAUGGCAAAAAUGUAAAGUAAUAAUUCUGUAAGCGCCGCUGAAGCAGCUCCGCAGUAAACGUCCCAUUCGGAACCAGGCCAACUGAGGUAAGCGUGCUCUUGCUUGAUUUGUGCAGACUGUUUGAUGAAGUUGCAGAAAGUCUUGAGCUUCGUCACAGCGGAGCCAGUUUGCAGCUGUUGGCAGCGACCACUAGCAUGUUUCUACAGCUACUGUAAGUUAACGUUUUAACAGCGUCAGUGUCUACAGCUAAUGCAGACGAGAGCGCCAUAAUUGUGUAUGAUAAUAAUAUAGCAUAGUAGUAUUCUAGUAUAAUAUUUGCCUAGUGUACUUCGCUGUGCACUGUGUUGCGCAUGCGUAGGAGGGUGCCAUGAAGGUAAAGGUGAUCUCCAUCCUGGAAGACAACUACAUGUACUUGGUGAUAGAGGAGCAGAGUAAACUCGCCAUCGCCGUGGAUCCUGCUGUUCCUCACAGGUUGCUAGAAAUAGUGAAGAGAGAGGACUUGACUCUGACAGCUAUUCUCACCACACACCAUCACUGGGACCACGCUCGGGGCAAUGAAGCUUUGCUAAAGGAUGUACCUGGUUUAAGAGUUUAUGGAGGGGAUGAUCGGAUUGGAGGUUUGACGGAUAAAGUCUCCAACAGUCAGGAACUGAAGUUUAACUCCAUCAAUGUGAGGUGCCUGUUUACGCCCUGCCAUACCUCUGGCCACAUGUGCUACUUUGUUUGGGAGGAUGAGUGCACUGAUGCCCCUGCUGUGUUCACAGGGGAUACACUUUUUAUUGGUGGAUGUGGGCGAUUUCUUGAGGGAACGGCAGAACAGAUGUACCACAAUCUUACCAAAGUGCUGGGAUCUCUACCACAAGACACGAAGGUGUUUUGUGGACAUGAAUACACCAUUAAGAAUCUGAAGUUUGCGAUGCUGGUGGAACCAGAGAACGAGAAGGUUAAAGAGAUGUUGAGCUGGGCGAGGGCAAGAGAUGAUGAUGACAAACCCACGGUGCCAUCUACCCUAAUGGAGGAAUUUGAAUACAACCCUUUUCUGCGCUUGUCGGAGGAAGGUGUGCAAAAGUUCACAGGGAAGACGGACCCGAUCGAGGUGCUGAGGGCCCUGCGGAAGGAGAAGGACAAAUUUAAGAAGCCCAAGGAGAGACUUCCUCCUCAUGCCCUGUUGGCUUUAGAGUGGGGGCUUCUCAGACCCUGACAGCUGGUUUAAGAUCUCUGAACACAAAGGAACAAGACACACAACUGUAGAGUGUGGUGUUUGCUGCUUUUACCUUACAUUUGACCCAGUUGCUGGGUCUGGAUGAUUCUCAAAGGACCUACAUUAAUUACAAAACACUGCAUUAUUGACAAGUGUGAAGCUGCUUUAAUCAAACGCUACAUAAGUAGAUGCUGCUAUGCAGAAACUCACUGUAGCCUCACUGCUAACAGCUAUUUUACCUGAAAAAACUUAACAUGUAAAUUUUUGUCUGACUGGUUUUGGGACAGACAUUGUUUUGAUUUUCUUGACUUAUUUCUGUUAUGUUUAUUUCCCCUUUUGUCAGUGUUCAUUUUCUGCCUACAUGUAGCUUUUACUUAUUGACAUUGUGAACACAGAUCCUUACUUUGUAUAACCUUCAACACUAAUCAGAGUGAAGAUUAGCCAAUAAAACAUGUCAGCCUAAAUCUAUGUUCUGUGGACAUUUAAAAUAGAUCUUAAACACAUGAUUGUAAUUAAUCAUUUGUUUAUUCCAUGUCUAUAAAUGUGCACAUACAGUACAUACAAAUAAAAUCACAAAUAAAUAGGAAAGCUAUUAUUCUGUUUAAUUUUUAAUGUACAUUUUUAGGUGUCAAGUAAAUUAUUGCCAUGUAUAUAUGAGAAAUGAGAAAAUGCUGAUCAUGAGAAAGGAUGAUCAAUAUUGUAAGAUUGUCAUUAUCACAAACGGUGACCUAUUUUGAUAGUUCUAAAGUUGGUGUUUGCUGAAUGAAAAAAAUAAAACUUUAAAAUCAUGCUGCCACAACACAGCCAUCACCACUUCA
Molecule: messenger RNA, 2056 nt
Organism: Betta splendens (Siamese fighting fish)
Lineage: Eukaryota; Metazoa; Chordata; Actinopteri; Anabantiformes; Osphronemidae
Product: hydroxyacylglutathione hydrolase-like protein
Exons: 8
Coding region: 405-1238 (277 amino acids)
Molecular function (GO): hydroxyacylglutathione hydrolase activity
Source: RefSeq, a predicted model, not a curated record